Molecule: messenger RNA, 1833 nt
Organism: Nannospalax galili (Upper Galilee mountains blind mole rat)
Lineage: Eukaryota; Metazoa; Chordata; Mammalia; Rodentia; Spalacidae
Gene: Rnf125
Product: ring finger protein 125
Exons: 4
Coding region: 317-784 (155 amino acids)
Biological process (GO): ubiquitin-dependent protein catabolic process; protein polyubiquitination
Molecular function (GO): ubiquitin protein ligase activity
Source: RefSeq, a predicted model, not a curated record
CUCGGGAGGCGCUCGAUAGGUUAUAGGUCGUCUCCGAGGCUUACGGUACCCGGCUGGAGGCCCGAUAGGGUCGUGGAAGCAGUGGGUGUUCUCCGCCUGUCGCGGAGCAGGGCUGCACUUUGCAGAGGCGUGCGCGUCGCCCCGCGGUGGGUUCGGGUUUCACCCUCCCGGGACCCGGAGCCGAGCUGCGCGCGGAGGAGUGUUUGGCUAGAGCGGCGGGCGAGGCGGGAGGCGGCGAUCCCGGCUGGGCCGAGACUUCCUUCCUCCCCGGCGGGCACCGAGCUCCGGCCGCCCGCGGCGUGCGAGCUGCGCUGCCAUGGGCUCCCUGCUGAGCAGCGACGGCGCCAAGUCCGCGCAGGUCGCCGCCACCCCGCGGACCCUGGAGCGCAGCGCGGACCCCGAGCUGCCGGUCACCUCCUUCGACUGCUCCGUGUGCCUGGAGGUGCUGCACCAGCCGGUGCGGACCCGCUGCGGCCAUGUGUUCUGUGCAAUUUUCAGGUGUGUGUGUCCAUUCUGUCAGAGGGAACUGGAUGAAGACAGCUUGCUGGAUCACUGUAUUACCUAUCACAGAUCAGAAAGGAGGCCUGUGUCCUGUCCGCUUUGCCGUCUGCUACCCAAUGAGAGCCCAAACACCUUUGAUGGCAGUUUAAUUAGACAUUUGCAAGUCAGCCACACUUUGUUUUAUGAUGAUUUCAUAGAUUUUGAUAUAAUUGAGGAAGCACUUUUCCAAAGAGUGUUAGACCGCUCACUUCUUGAAUAUGUGAAUCACUCGAACACCACAUAAUUUUAUGAAUAGGAAGGGGACCAUUCAAUUGUACCAUUUAAGAUGCUGCUUGAGUGACUGGAGGGAAAUUCUUAAUGUUACAUGGCGUAACAUGUACUACCAUCAUAUACGUUUUGUGUUUGCUAUACUGCAUUCAAAACUGCUUUCAUCUUGAUGGGUUAGAUCUGGCUCUACAUUCCUGAGUUUCUUAGACAUUCAACCACAAAUAGUCUCCAUCAGCCAGUAGUCAACGGAAGAGCCACAGGCUGAGUAUGUGGUUGAGGAUCUCCAGGUGCACACUGAUGAUGUGGUGGGUGAAGUUACCUGUUCAUGAAUGCCAUCAUAGUUAGGCAAGACAACCAAUCUUCUAUAUAAAGACAGAACCAAUACAGAUAUUAAAGGAAAUCUGAAAUCUGUUCCAAUCCUCAUGCUAGUCUAAUCUCUAAUAAAGGAAAGCCAACAAUCUGAGAAGAAAGGAGAGACCUGAAGUCAACAAAAUCCAUUUUAACCAAGGUCUAGUACCUAACUCUAUAAUAAAAUUUUGUGUUAUAAAUGCAUACUUAUCCAGGCAUGGUAGUGCAUACCUAUAAUCUAAACACUUGGGAGAUGGACCUGAAGAGUUCAAGGCCAGUCAUGGCUAUCUAGUGGCUUGGAAGCCAGCCUGGGCUAAAGAGACCAUAAAAUGAUGAAAGGAAAAGAAAUUGGAAAAAGAAAAAAAAUGUAUACUUAAUUAUUUGACUUUUUGUAACUGUACACAUAAGAAUUUUCAAAUAUUUUUAUAAUGUAGGUAAUUUGUUAAGGCCUGUCUGUUGAUAUUUACAGUAGACAUUUUCACAUUGAUAAUUUUUAGUGGAAAUCCUAAGGGCUUUGUAUUUAAUUUUAAAAUAAAGCACAAAUACUGAAAUCUAGACGCAAAAUAAUAGCUUGAUGUGUUAAUAUAAGAAACAUUCUUAGCUGGAUAUGAUGGUUUAUCUGUAAUCCCAGCAGUCAGGGGUUAAGGCUAGCCUGGGCUACUGUGUUUGAUUCCAUCUCAAAAAUAAAAGUAUUAUGAACUCGUGUGUUCAAGUAUA